Molecule: messenger RNA, 1800 nt
Organism: Schizophyllum commune H4-8
Lineage: Eukaryota; Fungi; Basidiomycota; Agaricomycetes; Agaricales; Schizophyllaceae
Exons: 3
Coding region: 1-1800 (599 amino acids)
Source: RefSeq, a predicted model, not a curated record
AUGAUGCACUCUGCCAUGCUUUCCAAGCUCGUCCUCCUCGCCGCGCUCCUCGCGCACUCGACCACCGCGCUCCCCCGCCCCAUCACCCGGGACGGCCAGGUGCUCGCGCGCUUUGCUGCGCCCGCUGCCCCGCUCGGGUCGCGCACCUUCGGCGACUUUGGUGACGGUUUCAACUUCGGCAGCGGCGACAUGGGUAUGGGCGGCGACUCGAAGGACGCCCAGAUGGGCCACGACAGCUCCAGCAAGGACAUGAGCGGCGACAUGGGGAAGGACAAGUCUUACCAGGACCAGUCCGGCAACAUGGGUCAGGACCAAUCCGGCGACAUGGGCAAGGACCAGUCCGGCGGCAUGGGCCACGACUCGAGCAAGGACAUGGGCUCCGACUCCGGGAAGGACCAGUCUGGCGGCCAUGAUUCCGGAAAGGAUAUGGGCAUGGGCCAUGACUCCGGGAAGGAUAUGGGCAUGGGCCACGACUCGGGCAAGGACCAGACGACCGAGUCCCAGGCGAUGGCGUCCCAGACGUCGUCCGCGGCGUACCAGUAUCAGACCACCCAGGCGUACCAGACCACGACCUCCGAGAUGGCGCAGCACACGACGGAGUCCAAGAUGAUGGACCACACCACCGAAUCCAAGAUGAUGGACCACACUACCGAGUCGAAGAUGAUGGACCACACGACGUCCUCGGAGAUGGCGCACGAGACGACGAGCGCGUCCGAGUCGUGGCAGACCACCUCUGCGGAUAAGUCCUGGGAGUCGAGCUCGUCGCAGCAGUCAUGGGAGACCACCUCGGCGGACAAGUCCUGGGAGACCACCUCAGCUGCGAAUGCGUGGGAGACCACCAUGGCGCACGACACGACCCAGGCGUACCAGACCGAGAAGGGCUGGCAGUCGUCGAGCGAGUCGUGGGCGUCGACCACCGAGUCCGCGUGGCAGGCGUCUGCGACCGAGGCGGCGACUUCCACCGCCGCUGCCGCUUCCGGCAAUGGCGCGACGCACACCGUCAUCGUUGCCCCUACUCAGGGUGUCCUCCGCUACGUUCCCUUCGCCGUGAACGCGUCCGUCGGCGACACCAUUCACUUCGAGUGGAAGGCCGGCCCGCACACCGUCACCAAGUCCUCCUCGCUCGCGCCCUGCAACAAGACCGCCGACGCCUUCGCCAGCGGCAUGCAGAACGCCUCCUUCACCUUCGAUCAGAUCGUCAACGACACCAACCCGACGUUCUUCUACUGCGCCGUCCCCAACCACUGCCAGAAGGGCAUGUUCGGUGUCAUCAACCCGCCCUCGCUCUCCGGCUCGAACACCUCCGCGGACUCCAUGAUGGCCAACAUGGUCGCCUCGAACCCCGACCUCGCCGCGUACGCCAAGUACACCGACAAGCAGACCGUGCGCUCCGCCGUCGCAACCUCCUGGGGCGGCAACAUGGACCUCGCGGGCAUGCCCGACUGGUCGAUGCCGCUCAUGAUGGAGAACCUGAUGUACACGCGCAACUUCCUCGCGAUGAACAAGGAGGUGCUCAGCGACGACGGGAAGGUCGACCUUUCGGCGGGCGGCCAGACGCCGUUCAUGUGGCCGCAGAACCUCGACGCGGUCGUGAGCGGCGCGGCGAGCUCGUCGGCGGCUGCCCCCUCGGCGACCUUUGCGGCGGGCGGCUCGGCGGCGUCGUCGGCGGCGCCCGCUGGUGCGUCGGCUUCGGGCGCGUCCUCCGCGGAGUCGGCGCUCAACAACGGCGCGUCGAACCUCGCGUCCCCGCGGAUGCUCGCCGUCGCAGCCGCCGCCUUCGGCGCGUUCAUCCUCCUCUAG